Molecule: messenger RNA, 1551 nt
Organism: Egretta garzetta (little egret)
Lineage: Eukaryota; Metazoa; Chordata; Aves; Pelecaniformes; Ardeidae
Gene: MED4
Product: mediator complex subunit 4
Exons: 6
Coding region: 358-933 (191 amino acids)
Biological process (GO): regulation of transcription by RNA polymerase II
Cellular component (GO): mediator complex; core mediator complex
Molecular function (GO): transcription coregulator activity
Source: RefSeq, a predicted model, not a curated record
AAAUACACAUGAGCACUUCAUGAGCUCAAAGACUAAAAAAGAAAACGUGCUCCAAUCGUGAGACUAUUCACAGAAUUACUCUUAGUUGAGAAAUCCCUGCCAACACUGUACUAUAAAACUAUAAAAUACUCAAUCCUGUGAAUACUUUUGUAAUGAUAUCAGUACUCUGACAAUUUUGGGAUGACUUGAUGUGAUUUACAAAUAAUGCCCUAGAAAGUUGUGCCAACACAGAGUUUUCAUUUCAGGGAACUGAUUGAAAUUUUGGCAAUUUCAAGAAACCAGAAGCUUCCACAACCGGGAGAGGAGAGCCAGAUCCUGGAACUGCUGAUUCAGAGAGACGGAGAGUUUCAAGAGCUAAUGAAGUUGGCAGUUGAUCAGGGGAAAAUCCAUCAUGAAAUGCAGCUUUUGGAAAAGGUAGUCGAAAAGAGGGAUAAUGAUAUUCAGCAGCUGCAGAAACAACUAAAAGAAGCAGAGCACAUACUGGCAACAGCUGUUUAUCAAGCAAAGGAAAAGCUGAAAUCAAUUGAAAAGGCAAGAAAAGGUGCCAUUUCCUCUGAAGAAAUAAUUAAAUACGCCCAUAGGAUCAGUGCUAGCAAUGCUGUUUGUGCCCCUCUGACAUGGGUACCAGGGGACCCACGUAGGCCAUAUCCUACAGAUCUGGAAAUGAGGAGUGGUCUCCUGGGUCAGAUGAACAACCCAUCCACAAAUGGAGUUAAUGGACACUUACCAGGGGAUGCACUUGCAGCAGGCAGACUGCCAGAUGUGCUCGCUCCUCAGUAUCCUUGGCAGUCAAGUGAUAUGUCAAUGAACAUGCUACCUCCUAAUCAUAGUAAUGACUUCAUGUUGGAGCCUCCAGGACACAAUAAAGAGAAUGAAGAUGAUGUAGAAGUUAUGUCAACAGACUCCUCAAGCAGCAGUAGUGACUCAGACUAGGUACAAGAGGGACAGUAUCCCUAGUAGACCUUUCCUGUGGUGAAGGUAGGUUGGAUGCUGUUUGUCACAAACUGCAAUACCCUUUUGUUACGCUGGCAUCCCUGUGUAGGGAGAAGGUAACAGCUGGCUCAGAAAUAGGGCGACUAAUUUAAAACCAUGGACUUCAGAAUUUCUUUUUUUCCAUUAGACGUUCAAGUAAGAUGACUGGGAGCUUUCUGCUGGAGGAGAGAUUUCAAAUUCACAGUGAUUAUGUAAAUGUGUGAAUGUGUAUGUUUGCAAGAGACAUGCGUGUGUGUGUAUAUAUAUAUUUACUAUACAUUAGAUGACAAAAGUUCCUGGGAAAAAAGGUGUAAGGGGAAUCCCCUUGUAUGUUAGUAACUUUACUCUUUUGAUGAUAGCCUUUUCUAUGGCACAGAAAUGAGGCACGAAAUUUGUAAUUUUAGUAUCUUUUUUUGUUACUGCCUAAAUCCAUGUUCUUGAUCAUCUUGUGUGUGUCAAGAACAAAAAUGUGGCAAUAAGGUGUAAAAACCAAAAGUUUGUAAUUAUUGUAAUAUAUAAUGAAUGAUUUGUCAUAAAUAAACUCAGCUUUGAUGUAACUCCAUUUCAUUUUGAAAACUU